Molecule: messenger RNA, 2324 nt
Organism: Salvia hispanica
Lineage: Eukaryota; Viridiplantae; Streptophyta; Magnoliopsida; Lamiales; Lamiaceae
Product: formin-like protein 8
Biological process (GO): actin nucleation; actin cytoskeleton organization
Molecular function (GO): actin filament binding
Source: RefSeq, a predicted model, not a curated record
UUAAUGACAGAUGAGACAUAGUAAACAUUUCGACCAACCAUAUCUUAUAAACCUAAAACCCACCAAUCAAUUGAAUUUACAUCAAAGCCCCUCAUAAACCUCCACCAAACCAACAUAAAAGAAAUGGAUAACAGAGUCAUUUCAGAGCUCAGCUACCAUGAACCAGCUUUGAAACUGUCCACAGCUCAACUAGAUACUCUCAAAACUUCAUUGUCCAAAACAAGUAAACAAAGCCACAAAAUUCUUUCCAAACAAAUCUCCAAUGUUGCUACAAAGCAAACGCUCGUCUCCCAUCGAAAACAUAUGAAAAAUCGUUAGAAUCGGCGUUUUCAAAUCAUUGAUAUGGCCACACACAGUCGGACAAUAGUCGAGGUUGUGGCCAUCACGGCCACGAUCAGUCUGAUUGUGGCUGGGAUAGUGUUCUACCUCAUCUACCGGCUGAGGCUGGCCCGAGGGGCAGAUAGCGGGAAACUGGCGUCCAGUUUCCGCCGGGAGUUCCCACCACGUGUCGAUUUGAGACAGCGCGGGGCGGCCCUCAAGGGAGUGAUAGUCGAUGAGGAAGGAAAGGACGUGUUGUAUCUUAGGAAACUCGAAAGCGGAUGCUUUUCUAAGGUUUGGUACAAUCCUAUGAUGGAAGAGGAAGAGGUGAAGAGAAUGAAUAGCAGAGGAGAGAAGCCUGAGACGAUACAACAACUUCCAUUGCUUCAACACCCAAAAAUUCAACCUCCAUCACCACCACCUACGCCUCCUCGACCACCACCGCCACCUCCUCCUCCUCUACCUUCUAGGCCUGCACCACCGCCUCCACCUCGACCUCCACCAAAAUCAAGGCCGGCACCACCACCACCACCACCACAUCGACCUCCACCUCCACCAAAAUCAAGGCCACCGCCACCACCCCAACCAGCAAAGAAACUAAUCCCACCAUCUCACAAACCACCCAUUGCUCCAAGAAUUCAUGAAAACAGAGUUCACACAACCAAACUCAAGCCCUUGCAUUGGGACAAAGUUACAGCAAACACAGAUCAUUCCAUGGUGUGGAAUGAGAUCAAUGAUGGCUCAUUUAGGGUUGAUGAUGAACUGAUGGAAGCCCUCUUCGGCUAUACCGAUCAGAAACCAAGUGAAAGAAACAAGAACUCAAGCUCAAUUGCAGCUCCAUCAACACAAACAUUCAUUCUCCAUCCGAGAAAAUCCCAAAACACCGCAAUCGUCAUCAAAUCUCUGCAAAUCUCACGCAGAGAAAUCGUGGAAGCAGCCAUGGAGGGAAGAGGCCUUAACGCCGAAACCCUAGAGAAACUGACCAAAAUCUGCCCAACACAAGAGGAAACCACCAAAAUCCUCCAAUUCACCGGCGAUCCAGCUAAACUCGCCGACGCGGAGGCCUUCCUCCACCACAUUCUACAAGCAAUCCCAUCAGCGUUCGUCCGAUUCAACGCCAUGCUCUUCCGAGAAAGCUACGAGCCGGAGAUUCUCCAUCUCAAGGAGUCGCUGCAGACCUGCGAGCUAGGCUGCAACGAGCUCCGGAGCGGCGGCGUCUUCUUCAAAUUCCUCGAAGCGAUCCUCAAAGCCGGAAAUCGAUUGAACGCCGGCACGAAUUGGGGAAACGCGCAGGGAUUCAAUCUCACAUCGCUGCGGAGGCUCUCUGACGUGAAGAGCGCCGACGGCAAGACCACGCUGCUCCACUUCGUGGUAGAGCAGGUCGCGAAAUCGGAGGGGAAGCGGAAGGGUGAAGAAACGGAGAUGGAGGAGAGAGAGAGCCUAAUGCUAGGGUUGCCGGCGGUGGAGGCUCUAAACGCGGAGUUUUGCAACGUGAAGAGAGCCGCGCGUGUGGAUUACGAGGGUUUGACCGGCACGUGCGAGGCCCUUGCGGCUAGGGUUGAUGAGAUCAAGCGGCUGCUGAGGCGGGGCGAGGGCGGGGAGGUGGGGAUAUUUGCGGCGGAGAUGAGGGGGUUCUUGGAGGGGUGCGAGGAGGAGCUGAUUGUGGUGAGGGAGGAGGAGAGGAGGGUGGUUGAGCUGAUGAGGAAGACGAACGUUUAUUACCAGACGGGUGUGAAAGGGGGGAAUCCGUUGCAGCUGUUUGUGAUGGUCAAGGAUUUUUUGGAGAGUGUGGAUCGAGUCUGUGGCGAGAUUAGGAAGAAGUUGGAGAAGAAGAGAGGUGGCGCGUCGCCGCCAUUGUCGCCGACGCCGAGAUCGCCUGUGAGGUUUCAGAAUUUGCAGAAUUAUUUCGCGACGCAGAGGCUUGGGACGAACUCCAGUGAAUCUGAUGAUGAUUUUUGAUAGAUUUAAAAUAUUCUCUGAGUACUACAUUUUCUUUUAUUUUAAUA